GUGCUGCUGUGUUUUGUUUGUGAGUGAAAUGGCGCCAUCUGCCGGUCUCAGUUCGACAUGCAGUUAAGAAACAAGUGAUGCUGUGGUUUGACAGCAUCAGAGUCAUGAUGACUGAAUCUGCUCUUCUUCUGCUGUGUGUCGCUGGACUUCUGUCUCUCGCCUCCACGUGUUACAUCCAGAACUGCCCAAGAGGAGGAAAACGCUCGCUGGACACCGUCUCCAGACAGUGCAUGACAUGUGGUCCCGGUGAUCAGGGCCAUUGUUUUGGCCCCAGUCUCUGCUGCGGUGAGGAGAUCGGCUGUCUCAUGGCGUCUCCGCAGACGCUGCGCUGUCAGGAGGAGGACUACCUCCCGUCUCCGUGUGAAGUUCCGGGGAAACCCUGCGGCUCUGAUGAGGGGCGCUGCGCGGCACCGGGUCUCUGCUGCGACGCGGACGGCUGCAUGUUCGACCCAAGCUGUUCUGAGGACCGUAAGAGUGGCGACCGGUCGGAGCAGAGCGCGGGUUUCCUGGGAGCGUCACCUGGAGAGUUUCUGAUGCACCUCCUGCACCUGAGCAACAAGAAACAGAAUCGCCUCUGA
Triplophysa dalaica is the source of this 578-nucleotide messenger RNA. Its product is annotated as vasotocin-neurophysin VT 2-like. Gene Ontology annotation, molecular function: neurohypophyseal hormone activity. NCBI's taxonomy places the organism in Eukaryota, Metazoa, Chordata, Actinopteri, Cypriniformes, Nemacheilidae. The record is from RefSeq and is a predicted model, not a curated record. The transcript is spliced from 4 exons. The coding region runs from base 78 to 578 and encodes 166 amino acids. Gene Ontology annotation, cellular component: extracellular region; secretory granule.